Messenger RNA from Paramecium tetraurelia, 549 nucleotides. RefSeq lists its product as uncharacterized. The record is from RefSeq and is a predicted model, not a curated record. The transcript is spliced from 3 exons. Lineage: Eukaryota; Ciliophora; Oligohymenophorea; Peniculida; Parameciidae.
AUGAAUACCAUCACUUUCAAUAGCAAUAUUGAUUAUCGAUCACAUCCCUAAGCCACCUUUCCUACUAGAAACAUAAACAGAAAUGCCACCUAGCAAUCUCCUUAAAAGAAUCCUAAAAGAGAAUUCGAUUACAAACUAAUCUAAUCACAAACUUAGAAUCUUAAUACAUCCUCUCAUUCUUUAUCAAGACUUAGAUCAGACACUCCUAUUACUAUUAGAGGAUAAAAUUAUCGCUAUGUCGGUUAAAUGAAUGGAAACUAAAAAGAAGGAGUUGGUUCCUAUUAUACAAAUGAACUAGAAUAUGAAGGAUAAUGGUUCAAUAAUGUUUAUCAUGGAUUUGGAAAAUUAUAUUAAGAAGGCAAACUAUCAUAUCAAGGGUAAUUCAAAAAAGGUCUAAAAAAUGGAGCUGGAAUUGAAUAUUAUGAAGAUGAAUCUUAUUUCGUAGGCAAUUUUGAAAAGAAUCUUAAAAAUGGUAUUGGAACACUUUAUAAAAAAAAUGAAAAAUUAUAAGGAAUAUGGUAAAAUGAUAAAUUAUUUGAGAAAUAUUGA